GCGGCCAUGUUGGAGCCGAAAGCACAACAGCCGCGGCGCUUUCACUUGCUCAUACGUCUCCCAUUUAUAAUAUUGAUCGUCCCCCUAAUAUCUAAUCCGAGGGGCACUACCUUCUUUUGUUUCAGCGACGGGCCGAGGUGCAGGUAGCGGAAGCGGUUUGCUGAGAUAGUGUCGUUUAAUUUGCCAUGGCUUCGCGAAAGAAGGUGCUACUGAAGGUGAUCAUCCUGGGCGACUCCGGGGUAGGGAAGACGUCACUGAUGAACCAGUAUGUCAAUAAGAAGUUCAGCAACCAGUACAAAGCAACGAUUGGAGCCGAUUUCCUUACCAAGGAGGUCAUGGUAGAUGACAGGCUGGUUACCAUGCAGAUCUGGGACACGGCCGGCCAGGAGCGUUUCCAGUCUCUGGGCGUGGCUUUCUACCGUGGUGCCGACUGCUGCGUGCUGGUGUAUGAUGUCACGGCCCCGAGCACCUUCAAGACCUUGGAUAGCUGGAGGGAUGAGUUUCUGAUCCAGGCCAGCCCCCGCGACCCAGAGAACUUCCCAUUCGUGGUGCUGGGUAACAAAAUUGACCUGGACAAUAGACAGGUGACGACAAAACGGGCCCAGGCCUGGUGCCAGAGUAAAAGCAACAUCCCGUACUUUGAGACGAGCGCCAAAGAGGCCAUUAAUGUGGACCAGGCAUUCCAGACCAUCGCUCGCAAUGCCCUCAAGCAGGAGACCGAGGUGGAGACGUAUGACUUCCCUGACCAGAUCAAGCUGAGGGACGACAGGCAGGCCGGGUCUGACGACAGCUGCAGCUGCUGAAGGGGGGGGUGGGGGCUAUAGAAAUGUGGGGUGCUGACCAUCCCACCCCCUCACACUGACUAUUUCCCUCACCGACACAGUCGGCAUUGAAAUAAGUCGGCCUUUCCCUCUGGUUCUUAGACUUAAUCUAUACCUUCUUGUCCAAAACUCGGUGCAGAAGUCGUUGGACCAAAUCCCACAAGCUAUGUUUUUUAUUUACAGUUACAGUAAUGGUCUUGAUAUUAUUACAGUGCCACUCAAGGUUUUUCCGCGGUGCUCCGUUUUGCGCGCUUGAGGGCUUUGCUAAUCCUACUACGCGGUAUAACAGGCAGCAGCGGUAUCUUCCGCCAGGUCUCGUCAUCUCUGUCUUGUCCACGUUCACCUGUCUUCCUCAUUUUUUUUUUUUUCAAUGAUUUUGGGGUUCUGGGCCUAUGUUUCAGUAACCGCGGUGCACUUAGACACUGAAUGCCAUGCAGAAUCACAGCACCAGAUGUAGGAUGAAGUCCUGGUCAUUUCUGAACCAGGAUGUAAACAAGGGGUGAUGGAAUGUGGGGGUGGUUAUUCUGUUUUAUUGUACAUGAACUGAUCGACAUGCCUUUUUCAUUUUCCAUACUAUUGAAUUUUAUACAAUACUCUGUUAGGCACUAAAACAUAGAGAAACGAUACAUACCCUUUGUCUGCUGGUAUGAUUAUGACUUGAUGGAGGGGCAGAUAAUGACAAUGAGGACGCUGUGCUUUAAGGCAUCUGCCAAAUCCCGGUGCUGCUGGUUAGAAAGGACUAGGAACCCGAAACGGGUCAAACUGAGAAGAGGAACAAUCUGCUAAGCUGCAGCAGGGAGAAUCUCGCACAUGCGCGUGCAAAAUCAGUUCCUUGUAUAUUAACAGAAUUUAAAACGUGUAAAAUAUGUAUAUGAAAAUGUAUAUCAAAUCCUUAUUGAUUUUAUAUAUCCCUAAUAAUAUAAACAAGUAGCUAUAUGUAACCUAGCUCUCCUGUCAUAUCAGUUGAUACGAUUUAAUAAUAAUAAAAAAGAUUCAAUAAAAUGUUAAUUGAUGACGCA
Molecule: messenger RNA, 1840 nt
Organism: Paramormyrops kingsleyae
Lineage: Eukaryota; Metazoa; Chordata; Actinopteri; Osteoglossiformes; Mormyridae
Product: ras-related protein rab7-like
Biological process (GO): phagosome-lysosome fusion; endosome to lysosome transport
Cellular component (GO): late endosome; phagocytic vesicle; lysosome
Molecular function (GO): GTPase activity; GTP binding
Source: RefSeq, a predicted model, not a curated record